This is a messenger RNA of Fusarium pseudograminearum CS3096, 2019 nucleotides long. RefSeq lists its product as uncharacterized. The coding region runs from base 1 to 2019 and encodes 672 amino acids. The record is from RefSeq and is a predicted model, not a curated record. Lineage: Eukaryota; Fungi; Ascomycota; Sordariomycetes; Hypocreales; Nectriaceae. The transcript has a single exon.
AUGGUGGACAAGUUAGUUUUAGGUCAAGCACCGGGCCAAGAACAGUCUGGUCAUGAAUCGGAACUUUACUCAUAUGCGCCUCUUAACAAGAGACAGAUACGUGUACUGGACCUGAGUCCUGCUAGCCGUGAGACAGACCAGCUACGAGGAAAGCUACUCGUGAAACACUUGGAAGAGUUACCUCCGUGUCGCAAACCUUUCACUUCACAUGUGGCAGAGCUGAUUGACCCAACCAAACACGUCUGCUUUGAAGCCGUUUCCUACGUGUGGGGUGAAGCCAGCUUCACUGAGUGCCUCGUCACACCCAGUGGUUUUAUCCGCAUCACACCGUCACUCACUUCAAUUUUACGGCGUGUCCGCCAUCAUGAGGAAUCUCGUCUCUACUGGGUUGAUGGCUUAUGUAUCAACCAGAACGAUAUAUCUGAAAAAGAGAUCCAAGUCCCUCUUAUGGGAGUGAUAUACGCCUCAGCCUUGCGUGUUCUUUGCGACGUGUGUGAUGAAAAUGAAAACAUCAAUCGGCUGUUGGACGCCAUGGAACGACACUGGAAGAAGAAUAUUCGUCGUGGAUUUGAACUGGCACAGAGUCGCUCAAUGACCCUUUCAAAAGAAACGACCGCAGCGAUAAUGGGUGUCCGUCUUCCCACCCAAGAGGAGGCAGACGAGAUCCAAGGUUUCGAGACGGAGGACUGGGCUGAAGAAUUUCUCGAGUUCAUAUCUUUGCCUUGGUUUCAUCGUCUAUGGAUCCUUCAAGAGUUUGUUCUUGGUCGCGAUGUCACCAUGAUAUUUGGCCAUCGACAUUUACCAUGGGGAGAGCUUUGGGCAGGUACAUCUGGGUACUCGGGCUCUUCAUGGCCAUGGGAUUCAAUGGAACUAGCCAAGCCAGAGAACGUUACCAGGCUGACGUCGCUGAGCUCGAUCUGUUUCAUCCGCAGCUGCAGGAUCAUUGAUCCGAACACAACACAUGGCCGCGAUUUCAUGAAGGCCACUAGAGUCUUGAUUGGAGGUGCAGAACUCAGUCAAACUCAGCUUCCCAUGUAUCUUAUGGCUGGCUGCUUCAAGGGCUGUACGGUCCCUCGUGAUCGGUACUUUGCUAUACUGGGCCUCGUAGAUGAAGCGAGCGACGGGAAGAUACAUGACCUGCAGGUUGACUACACAUCUCCCAUUAGAGAUAUUACCAUGCGAUUUUGGAAGCACGCCUUGCAGCUUAGUUCUGGCGGAGAACUUGUCCUCCUCGCUGGAAUGGCGGGUCGAAGUGACGGGUAUCCCUCGUGGUUGAGGGAUAUCACUGUACCCAGUCCUUUGGGUUCCGUCUGGCAGUCGGGCCCAUUAAGUAACGCUUGGCAUAAGGCGGGUGGAGAUCUUGAUAGUUGGUCUGCAAGAUUCGAUAACAACGAUCCCGACCAGAUGAUUGUUCAAGGUUUUUUUGUUGACACCAUUGCCGAGGUAUCAAGUAUGAAACCAAAUGAAGUCUUUGAAAUGGAGGACAUGAUACUCUGGUUUGCCAAAGCCAUGGACUUUUUCACUUCUGGGCACGAGACGGACAUGCAAUAUUCGUGGACUGGUGAACAUGUUCAAGACGCAGCGAUGAAGACAGUCUUUGACAUCGGCUCGCAAGAAGCACGCGGCGAUUCUUUUUCCUCAAUCUGCCAGCUUGGUCAAUCUCUCCUCUCAAUUCUCGCGUCCCACCCCGACAAAGGUCAAGACAUGAUGGAAGCCAUCAUCGCCGAAGCUGAAGAUAAGAUAGAGACCCUUACGGAACUACUCACACAGAUCUUCUCAACGAGUGGUCUACGAGUUUGCAAGACGGAGAAAGGAAUGUUUGCAAUGUUGCCAAAGGAGGUACGUGCAGGAGAUUCUGUUUGGGCCCUGAAAGGUUGUCGCUUGCCUGCUAUUCUACGAUCGAGUCCUGCAGUGUCUGGAUCGUAUGAGGUUGUCGGCUUUGGAUACGUGUAUGGAAUCAUGAAUGAGGAAGUCAUGCAGAUGCCAGGAUUUGAAUGGAGGGAUAUCUGUUUGCGGUGA